UUGGUCAAUAGAACUGAGUGCUCGAGGGCUGGCGCUGUGGACGAGGUGGGCGUUCUGCAGCAGGAGGGGUCUCUUCCUCUUGGGCAGCGGAGCGAGUUAUUUUGGCCAGCACUUUGAGAUGUGUAGCGAGACACAGCGAUACAUGCUUACAAUCAUUGGAGAUAAGUUUGGAAAACAAGUGCUGAAGUUUUGAAUGAGACGACUCUGGGGUUGUCCAAGUGAUACAUUUGGUUGGACAAAGGAAAGCGUAACGAGUUUCCCAAACUUUGGAGCGAGAGGAGCGUAAGUGGACGUUUAUCCGAAACCUGUUUUCUACCCCGAGGUUCAGACCCCGAGAGCGGCUGCAUGAAGAGGGGAGUCUGUUUUAAUUGGAUUUGAAUGUGGACUUUAAAUGAGGCACCAUAGCGGAGAGAAACAUUGAGAUUAUUUUUCUAACAGUUUUGCUUCCAAGUGCUUUUAUUGUUCAGAGAGACGCGGCGAGAGGGGUUCCUCUUUUCAAGGCACAGGCGACUUCACCUGUCAUGCGGAAUACAAAACUGGAGGAAUAUAAAAUUGUUUCUUGUUUAAGCCUGUGGUUACAGUUACUACAUUUAUUGACGCGUGUCCGGAAUGCAAGGAAAGGGUAAAUUAAUUGUCAACUCAAGUAAUUGCAAAGCUUGGUGAAUGAUUUACAAUUGAAUGCAACCUAUUUAGAGCCUCGGUCGGCUUGGUGUUCAUAAUCCAUCUUCCCGAAAUCCUCACAAGCUUUAUUGGAUAAAACAUUGGCACUUUAUUUCGGGGUUUUUCGGUCUUGGCUGCUGUAUUUACAAUCACCAUGGUUCAUUCGAAAGGUGCUCAUGCUGUUGGAAGAGAAUGAGCGUCCUGCAGUCUGGGAUGAAACUUGUCUGUGAUUUAUAGAACAGAGGACUGUGGACAUGCUGCUGGAGCAAUUACGCUCUCCUGGGAUUUCAUAUGUCGGAGAUACAGUCAUAAAUGAAAGAAAAGCCUGAGCUUAGCAAAUACUGAAGUCCACAACGCAAUUUCUAUCAUUUUUCUACCUAUAUUCUUUUUAUGGAAAUAUCCCACUUCCCCAUGGCGACCACAGUCAAACCCCCUCUGUGUGGUGUCGUCCGCUGGCUGCUCGCGCUGCUCCUCUCCCAGCUGCCCCUACUCGCGCACGCUGCCUCCAAGGACAUAGUGUGCGAGCCCAUCACGGUUCCCAUGUGUAAGGGCAUUGGGUACAACCUCACCUACAUGCCCAACCAGUUCAACCAUGACACCCAGGAGGAGGUGGGGCUGGAGGUCCAUCAGUUCUGGCCCUUAGUCCGCAUCCGCUGCUCCCCAGACCUGCUCUUCUUCCUGUGUUCCAUGUACACCCCUAUCUGUCUGCAGGACUACAAGAAGCCCCUGCCCCCCUGCCGCUCUGUGUGUGAGCGGGCCAAGCGAGGCUGCUCCCCUCUCAUGAUCCAGUAUGGUUUUGAGUGGCCAGAGAGGAUGAGCUGUGAGCAGCUGCCUCAGCUGGGAGACGAGACUCUGUGUAUGGACCAGAACAGUAGCGAGACCACCACCCUCGCCCCUUCCUUCCCCAAACCCACCCCCAAGGGCACCCGCCGCAGGCAGCCCGCCCCCAAGCCCCCCGCCCCCCAGGAGUGUGACCGGGACUGCCGCUGUCGGGACCCUCUGGUGCCCAUCAAGAAAGACGCCCAUCCCUUAUACAACCGGGUCCACACUGGCCCUGUGGAUAACUGUGCCCAGCCCUGCCACCACCCUUACUUCUCCCAGGACGAACGCACCUUCACCACCUUCUGGAUCGGCCUGUGGUCCAUCCUGUGCUUCGUCUCCACCCUGACCACCGUGGCCACCUUCCUCAUCGACAUGGAGCGCUUCCAGUACCCUGAGAGACCCAUCAUCUUCCUGGCUGCCUGCUACCUCUUUGUCUCCCUGGGCUACAUUAUACGACUAGUGGCAGGUCACGAGAGGGUGGCGUGCGCAGGGAGCGGAGACCAGCAGCACAUCCUGUAUGACACCACCGGCCCACCCCUGUGUACCCUGGUCUUCCUGCUCAUCUACUUCUUCAGCAUGGCCAGCUCCAUCUGGUGGGUGGUGCUCUCCCUCACCUGGUUCCUGGCCGCGGGCAUGAAGUGGGGCAACGAGGCGAUUGCUGGUUACUCCCAGUACUUCCACCUGGCUGCCUGGCUGAUCCCCAGCGUCAAGUCCAUUGCGGUCCUCGCUCUGAGCUCUGUGGACGGAGACCCGGUGGUGGGGAUCUGCUACGUGGGGAACCAGAGUCUGGAGAGCCUGCGGGGGUUUGUGUUAGCUCCCCUGGUGGUCUACCUCUUCACCGGCUCCCUGUUCCUCCUAGCGGGCUUUGUGUCUCUGUUCCGCAUCCGCAGCAUCAUCAAACAGGGAGGGACCAAGACAGACAAACUGGAGAAGCUGAUGAUCAGGAUUGGGUUGUUUACGGUGCUUUACACCGUUCCUGCUACUAUAGUAGUAGCCUGCCUGGUGUACGAACAGCACUACAGGCCGGCCUGGGACCGGGCUCUAUCCUGCUCCUGUCAGGCUGAGAGACAGAGGCUGGGCCUGGGGCCCGACUACGCUGUCUUCAUGUUGAAGUACUUCAUGUGUCUGGUGGUGGGCAUCACGUCAGGGGUGUGGAUCUGGUCUGGGAAGACCCUGGAGUCCUGGAGGAGGUUCACUGCUCGCUGCUGCCCCUGUUGGGUCUCCAAGCCCACCCUGCCCCCCUCCAUGUACAUUGAGGCCAGCACGGUCCUCACAGGACACCCCGGGGCAGCUCUGCCACCAGGGUCCUACCACAAACCUGCCCCGCCCUCACACGUGUGAAUGGGACCCUAGAGGGUAGAGGAGCCCCUAAUGGUGUCCAGUGAUAGCUCUGUCAUAUGUGAGAACGGGCCUCACCUUGACGUUGGACAAGAUGGUGAAUGUGAUAAAGCAGUUCUCUGGAAGCAAAAGUGUCAGAGGACAACCAGGAGAUGAACCAAGUCAUUCCACAGGUUGUAAAUACAACAUUUAUCAACAAACCUGCCUCACUGACUCUUUUCAUGGACAUAAAACACAUUUGUUUUUAACAGAAAAGAGGGAUAUUGUAGAAAUCACAAAGUGAAUUUCUUUGAAUGAAAUGGGACAUUUGUAUCAUAUGAGCUCUUUGGUACAACUGGUACUCAUCGCUGCCUUGGCAAAGUACCACUACUUCAACAGACCCACAGAGGUAUUCAACUUUUACGCUACAAGGCUUGAAGCCUGCUGGUUUUCUGUUCUACCUGAUAAUGAAUUGCACCCACCUGGUGUCCCAGGUCUCAAUCAGUCCCUGAUUAGAGGGGAACAACAAAAACAUGCAGUGACACUGGCUUCGCGGGCCAGAGUUGAGUUUGAGGGCUCUAGAACAUUCUCUGAGGGGGAAAAGGGAGUUGUGUUUUCGUCAGACUGUGGAUGGGACGUAUAACCUGGACCAUUAGCUGACUCACUAUUUAUUCCUGUAUAUAUGAUGCUCUAUAAAAGACUAUGGAUUUUGCUUACCCAGAAUGCCCCCCAUUAUUCAGUGUGGACACUGGGUCCUUAAUGGAUGAAAACAAAUCUAGGAACAGAAUGAAGAAAAUAUUUCAUGUGUUUCGUUGCAAUCCCAGUGAUUUGAAUAUCUAUUCAGUAUGAAUCUAGUAAAUGUGUGGUGUAUCUGUGGUAUGGAUGUGUUUGUAUGCUGCUCGAGUUCAAUUAAUCCAGUAUGUACCAAUACACACAAUCUUUGCCCUAUUCUGCCCGGUAAAAUCCAGUUUGGUUGACCGACUGGUCUGUGAACACCCUAGCCGGUCUUUAUAGUAGUAGGAUGAAGAUCUCUAGCCCAACUGUUGACCAGAUUCUGGACUGGACCUAUGGUGAAAUCGGCUUUCAGAGGUCAUCUGAAAAUGGAUGUGUAGCCUACUAGUAUAUCAAUAAACAAGGGCCUCUUUUUCUCAACCAGUAUUUUCUGUUAGAACUCGUGGUCAAAAGUAGGCUCUAGAAAACACUAAUAGCAGUUGUAGGGAGUUUAAUGCUUUGGAAUAGUUCUGAUAUGGACCAUGUUGUAAAGAAGUUUAGAGGGACUGUGUUUGUAGAUCAGUCUCACAGGCCAGAAGAGAAGGCAUGGCCAAAGUGCACCUGGCCUCCCUCGGAUUUCUGUGUGUUACACCCCCUACUGGUACAUACUGGAACUGUUCACACCAUCCCAAUGGUAAAUGUACAGGUUUCGGUAGAGAUACUCUUAAUGAUCGGCUACGAAAAGCCAACUGACAUUUACUCCUGAGGUGCUGACUUGUUGCACCC
Molecule: messenger RNA, 4296 nt
Organism: Oncorhynchus tshawytscha (Chinook salmon)
Lineage: Eukaryota; Metazoa; Chordata; Actinopteri; Salmoniformes; Salmonidae
Product: frizzled-5-like
Exons: 1
Coding region: 1051-2823 (590 amino acids)
Biological process (GO): non-canonical Wnt signaling pathway; canonical Wnt signaling pathway
Cellular component (GO): plasma membrane
Molecular function (GO): Wnt-protein binding; Wnt receptor activity
Source: RefSeq, a predicted model, not a curated record